Molecule: messenger RNA, 3853 nt
Organism: Spodoptera litura
Lineage: Eukaryota; Metazoa; Arthropoda; Insecta; Lepidoptera; Noctuidae
Gene: not
Product: ubiquitin carboxyl-terminal hydrolase nonstop
Biological process (GO): protein deubiquitination
Molecular function (GO): cysteine-type deubiquitinase activity; zinc ion binding
Source: RefSeq, a predicted model, not a curated record
AAUAUGCGUUUACAGCUUUUACGAUCUCAAAGUCAGCUGCGCUGUGCUUGGAGUUGCGUUGUUGCGUAUUUUACGGAGAACACGCCCCCAUCUAGCUUUAAUUCAAUCUUCAUCUUGCAUUUAUUUCCGAGGAGUCCGACAUUUCAGUGCUAAGCAACAUCUUUCGUGAACGUUUACUUUAUUGCCGUCAAGUUUGUUAGAAUUCGUGUUUCAGUGCAAUAGAAUGCUUAUAUUUUAAUUCUGUGGCGUCUAAAGUAGAAUUUUCCUCGCCGGUAUAUUUCACAAGCCAAAUAAUGAAUGACAAUGGUUGUAUACACCUAAACAAUUUUAAGGCUGCGAAGGGUACUAAUCCUUACAAAAUCGUGCAUGCAUUUUUUGUGGCAUGCACAUCAUUCGAAGCAAGGAGAUACAAGGCAACAUCAUGCCUGUGCUUCACCUGUGGCAUGCCAGGACCACGCAUGCAUUCCUGCCUGCAUUGCAUCUAUUUCGCCUGCUACGCUGGCCACAUUCAAGACCAUUCAAAAACAAAAAAACACUUCCUGUAUGUGGACCUUAGCUACGGAAACAUCUACUGCGCUCAGUGCCAAGAUUACAUAUAUGACCGAGAACUGACUGAAAUUGGUGUCACUCACAAGUUGAAGGAAGCUAAAUCUUUGGGCAUUAGCGUGCCGUUCAUGCCAUGGCUGCCAAACCCUAACGAGGCCAUGGCCCUCCGGCGUCUGCGUAAGCGGAGACUAAUCAGCCCUCAUACUACAAUCGGUUUGCGAGGCCUUCAGAAUCUGGGCUCUACUUGCUUUAUGAACUGUAUAGUCCAGACUUUGAUCCACACACCCCUGUUACGUGACUAUUUUCUUGGAGAAAAGCAUAAAUGUAAAGCACAAGGUUCGGGCAAGUGCCUCGUUUGUGAGGUUUCCAAACUCUUUCAGGAGUUCUACUCCGGUGCAAAGACACCCCUCACUUUGCAUCGCCUCUUGCAUCUGAUAUGGACGCAUGCACGUCAUCUAGCCGGGUAUGAACAGCAAGAUGCUCAUGAGUUUUUCAUAGCAACCCUCGACGUUCUGCAUAGACACUGCAUGAAUGGCGUAGAUGAAAACGGCGAGAAGAAAGAAAACGGUCGCUGCAACUGUAUCAUCGACCAAAUAUUUACGGGUGGUCUCCAGAGUGACGUAGUGUGCACUUCUUGCCACGGUGUAUCUACCACUAUCGAUCCGUUCUGGGAUAUCAGUCUCGACGUGGCUGGCCCGGGCUCGCUUGCAGCCUGUUUGGAACGUUUCACACGAGCCGAGCAUCUCGGAUCUGGAGCUAAGAUCAAGUGCUCAAACUGCCGUGCUUACCGCGAGUCCACCAAACAAUUGACCCUGGAAACAUUACCCAUAGUAGCAAGUUUCCACUUGAAGCGGUUUGAGCACUCUUCACAAAUUGAUAGGAAGAUCAAUGCUUUCGUAUCAUUCCCAGCUGAGCUGGAUAUGACCCCCUUCAUGUCGUCUCAUCGACGUGCAGUAGAUGUGGGCGCGGACAACAACAACGCUCCCGAGGGAGUGUGCGAGGACAACCGGUACUCCCUGUUCGCCGUAGUGAACCACGUGGGGUCGUUGGACGCCGGCCACUACACUGCUUACGUGCGCCAGAUGAAGGGAAGCUGGUUCAAGUGCGAUGACCACAUGAUCACUCGCGCCUCGUUGCGCGAAGUUUUGGAUAGCGAAGGGUACUUGCUUUUCUAUCACAAGACUGUUCUGGAGUAUGACUGUGAAAAUUCUUAGGCGAAUCACAAUAAUAUUUAAAAAAUAUUCAGUCAUUACCUUGUAUCGGAUGCUCUUACAUUUUCCUAUAUCUAUGUAUUAUGUAUACAAAAAGGAAAAGGUUUUGUUUCAAAACAAAAUAAAAUAUAAGUCAUCUCCCCUCGUGAUAUUAGUGUAGAUGUUUGAAAGAUGUCUCAAUGAUCAUCAUGUUCGAUGUUUUCUUCGGAAUCAUUCACGAAUUUGUUAGUUUUAAGCUUUAAGUAUAUAAUGUAAACAUGUAAACUGUCAGUAGGAAAUAAUUGCAAAAUUGUUAAAUAUAUUAUCAUCUACUAUCGCUAUACAUAACAUGAUAACACUUUGGAAGACUUCUAGACUUAAAUGUUAUAUACGUGUGCUUUAUUGAGCUGCAAUCAUUGGUUUGUAUCUUCCUAAAUUUUCUAAGUUUGACUUCAGUCUCUAUUUUUGAAGUUAAACGAAUAUUUUCAAUGCCAAUUUUAUUUCACCUGAUUAUGAAAUAUUAUUGUAAUAAGUGUUAGCAUUUAUCAAUUAAGAUCUAUUUAGUACUGGUCGUCACAAACGAAAAAUCAUUUAGGCGCUUAUCCAGUGAAUUAUUAUUAAAAAAUAUAUCUUAUCAAUUAUAAGAAAAAUAAUACAUAUUACUAUGAUUAUGAAGUAUAAUUUCAAACGCUGUUGCGUGUCAUUCCUAGUAAAAGAUAAUUUUGUGUUUGUGUUUGUAUGGAAUCAUUUAGAAUAUGCUGAUAGUGUGCGGAACAAACAUUUCAAUCUACCUCGCUGUUUAUCUCAUAUUUGCAUUUCACUUGAGUCGUUAAGAAAUGUUUGGAAGUAGAAAUUCAAAUGUGUUAACAUUGCUUGUGUGUUAUAAGGCUAAUAUACAUGAGCGUAACGGUUGGAAACAUGGCUAAGUAAUGAACACAGUAACAAUACCACCGAACUAUCUCCCCCACUACGGGUCUUAUAAACAAAAAGUAGGAUGACGCAUCUACCCUAUUUUAUAACGCGAAUGUUAUUAUUUAUAAAGCUUUAUGUUAAACAAUUUUCAACACAUGUAGCAUGUGUGCGGAGUGUUUUAUUUUUUUGUUAUUUUUCGCUCAUGUGUAAGUAGCAUAGGUGGAUUUAAGUAGUUCGUAACCUAUGACUGGACUGACAUUAGCUUAAUGUGAUAUUUAAUAUUUAUGACUUGUAUUAAACGUAGUUAGUUGUACGGAUUUACAUUUCUGAAAGUAUCUAGGUAUAAUUUGUUUGAUUUAAUCUAAUGCUUGAAAGUAUGUACUGGCACAUAAUGAAACAUAAUUAUGUUAUUGUAGUUUACACGUAGCGCUGAACAAUAGCUUACAUUCCUUUAGCUUAUAUCCCACAGAAAUAUAGACGAGUCCUAAUUAACAUGAGAACAUUAUUAAUUAAAAUAUGCAUCAUUUUCAUCAUUUGCCAGUAUCUUGAAACAAUUUUAUUUGCAUUUAAUAUGAUUUAGUAAUUUGGAUCCGAGCCUAAUUAAUUAUCUAAAAUAUUAGCCCAUAAAUUAUGGUAAUGAUGUGAUAGACACAAUGUCACUACUAUGUUGCAAUGAUUUUUAUUUUUAUUGAUUAUUUAAUGCUACUCGAUCAAAAAUAUACACGUAGGUUUAGGCGUCAUAAGAAUCCGCUAAACACAAAAAAAUACAGGUACGCUUAAAUCAAAAUUAUGGAACUUAAUUAAUUAAUGUGUGUGAUUGGAUAUUCUUGAGUGCAGAUAUUGUAGGUAUCUCAUCUUAUUGAGCUGUUUCACAUUACUUCGUCUAUCAUCUUCCAUAUGUAAUUAUUGAAAAAUAAAUAAUUUAUUACAAUAUAAAAUGCUUUUUCAUAGUCGAUGUUUCUGUAAUCAAAAUAAAUGUAUGAACAAAUAAGUAAAUAAAUCUUGAUGUAACUCAUCCAGUCUGUAUACAUGUAUUUGAUAUCCCAUAUUGAACCAAGUCCCAGUAUAUAAAUAAUAAUAAUUAUAUAAUUGGUGUUAGUGUUCAAGUUAUAAUCGUAACUGUAACGUAUAUCGCGGUAUCGUACACAUGUACUAUGUAUGAUAAUCUCUAUUCACUGUGGAAUAAUAAACGAAAGUUACAAAUU